Messenger RNA from Pygocentrus nattereri (red-bellied piranha), 746 nucleotides. RefSeq names its product translocase of inner mitochondrial membrane 8 homolog A (yeast) (gene timm8a). Lineage: Eukaryota; Metazoa; Chordata; Actinopteri; Characiformes; Serrasalmidae. The record is from RefSeq and is a predicted model, not a curated record. Bases 127 to 399 code for a protein of 90 amino acids. The transcript is spliced from 2 exons.
UACUUCCCCUCCUGCUUUCUCGUAUGGGUGUAUCAUGUCUAGCUAGCCAUGCUUGCAUGAAGGUCAGAUUAGGAAAUACUAAGAUAUUACCUUAAAUAAAUUUAUAACCUGCUGUAGACGGGUACAAUGGAUACUCAAGGAGACAAGACGGAUCCCCAGCUGCAGCAGUUUAUCGAGAUUGAGUCUCAAAAACAGCGAUUUCAGCAGUUAGUUCACCAGAUGACGGAGGUGUGCUGGGAGAAAUGCAUGGAUAAGCCUGGUCCAAAGCUUGAUUCAAGGACGGAAGUCUGUUUUAUAAAUUGUGUUGAACGUUUCAUUGACACAAGUCAGUUCAUCCUCAACAGACUUGAGCAAACUCAGAGGACAAGAGGCUCCUUCUCAGAGACCAUAGCAGACUAAAUGGAACCUGAAUAAAACAAGAAAUCAUCUGUUCCCUGUCAUUAAAUAAAGAAAAACAUUGAUUCCCCCCAAAGUGCCUCAUUGUCAUCUCACAUCAAGUUCAGGAGAACACAAUCUGAGUCAGUGAUAUGGACAUGAGGUUUUACAGGUGCUAACUGGUAAUUGAUUGCCAGAAAAGGGAAAUCUGCUGUACUUCAUACUUUUAAAGUUCUUCCAAAGAUCUGGAACCACAUUGGAUUUGCCAUCUAUAUAAUUUGCAUUGCAUGCAGAUGAGCAGGCUCAUAGUGUGCCAUAAGGUGAAGCUGUUGUUUAAAUGUGCAUAUGCAAUAAAGUUGAAAUCGAUCUGA